Messenger RNA from Puma concolor (puma), 1104 nucleotides. It is a transcript of the gene CCR9, whose product is annotated as C-C motif chemokine receptor 9. Gene Ontology annotation, biological process: calcium-mediated signaling; positive regulation of cytosolic calcium ion concentration; cell chemotaxis. Gene Ontology annotation, molecular function: C-C chemokine receptor activity; C-C chemokine binding. The record is from RefSeq and is a predicted model, not a curated record. Lineage: Eukaryota; Metazoa; Chordata; Mammalia; Carnivora; Felidae. Gene Ontology annotation, cellular component: membrane; external side of plasma membrane.
AUGGUGCCCACAGAACUCACAGGUCUUGUCUCUAACAUGUCUGACGAUUACAGCUACCAUCCCACGUCUCCUCUGGAUGACUACCUAAACCUCCCUGAACUUUACUGUAAGAAAAACAACGUCCGGCAGUUUGCGAGCUACUUCCUCCCGCCCUUGUACUGGCUCGUGUUCAUCGCGGGCGCCUUGGGCAACAGUCUGGUCGUCCUUGUCUACUGGUACUGCACGAGAGUGAAGACCAUGACCGACAUGUUCCUCCUGAAUCUGGCAAUUGCUGACCUCCUCUUUCUCGCCACGCUUCCUUUCUGGGCCAUUGCCACCGCGGACCAGUGGAGAUUCCACACCUUCCUGUGCAAAGUGGUCAACAGCAUGUACAAGAUGAACUUCUACAGCUGCGUGCUGCUGAUCAUGUGCAUCAGCGUGGACAGGUACAUUGCCAUCGCUCAGGCCAUGAAAGCGCAGACCUGGAGGCAGAAAAGGCUCGUGUACAGCAAAAUGGUCUGCUUUGCUGUCUGGGUGCUGGCGGCCAUGCUCUGCAUCCCCGAAAUCCUGUAUAGUCAACUCAAGAAGGAAUCUGGCAUUACCAUUUGUACCAUGGUUUACCCUAGUGACGAGAGCACCAAAGUGAAGUCGGUGGUCUUAACCUUGAAGGUCGUCCUGGGCUUUUUCCUUCCUUUCGUGGUCAUGGCCUGCUGCUACACCAUCAUCAUCCACACUCUGUUACAAGCCAAGAAGUCAUCCAAGCACAAGGCCCUGAAGGUGACCGUCACCGUCCUUACUGUCUUCUUCCUAUCUCAGUUCCCCUACAACUGCAUUCUGUUGGUGCAGACCAUCGAUGCCUACGCCAUGUUCAUUUCCAACUGUGCCAUUUCCACCAAUAUUGACAUCUGCUUCCAGGUCACUCAAACCAUCGCCUUCUUCCACAGUUGCCUGAACCCCGUGCUCUAUGUUUUUGUGGGCGAGAGAUUCCGCCGGGAUCUUAUGAAGACCCUGAAGAACUUGGGUUGCAUCAGCCAGGCGCAGUGGGUCUCGUUCACAAGGAGAGAGGGAAGCGUGAAGCUGUCGUCCAUGCUGCUGGAGACGACCUCGGGAGCGCUCUCCUACUGA